ACUCCGCCCCGGCUAGGCUGGGCAGGGCCGGGCAGUGGGGCCGCCUCGGCCGGCCCGGAGGAGGAGGAGGAGGAGGGGGCGGCCAGGCCCGAUGGGGGAGCCGCGGCCGCCUCCGGGGGCGCCGCUGCUGUUCUUCGUGCUGAGCCUGGCGGGCAACGGCGGCGGGCAGCCCCUUGCCCGGAUCCCCCGGGGCACCAUCCUGCACACCCCCAAAGUCGAAGUGGCCUUCGCUGCCCCUGGGUGGGAGACGCACCUCCAUCAUCGGUGGCUGCAGAAGGCGAUGGGCAGAGGUGCGUGCCCAGCACAGCAGAAGCUACUCCCCCUCUGGGAAAGGCUGCCAGCGGUUCAGCAGUUCCGGACAUACGGACGGCUUCGACGCGCCGUUUUCCUCCCUCGGUUUGCUCCGACGGGCACCAAGAGACUAGCAGAAAAAGCUGGCCGUGCCCUGGAGGAGGAAAGACUCUUGAGCCGAGCUCGGCCCAACUUUCACGACGGGAAAGACUCUUUGAAGCCGGCCCGAAGGACCCCCCCGAAUCAGCUGGGCGAUGCCAGUGAGGUGCCCGAGCAUCGCUCGGCCACCAAACCAGGUGGACAACCACCGCUGCCCAGCGUAGCCACGGAGGCUGGGGCAGCGCACGAAGCCGGAUGCCGGUGCCCGGACAGCCAGCGGGCUACGGUGGCAGCCCGUGCCUUGGAGGCAGGGCAGGAGGGUCUCCGUGUGCCCACUCCCCGGACAGAGGAAGCAGCCUGGGCUGCCAGCGCCCUGACGUUCUUGCUGGUGCUGCUGACGCUGGCCGUGCUCUACACCCGUCUGCACCAGAAGUGCCGACGCGGGCCGAGUCUCUACUGGAUGACCGGCGGAGAGGAGGGGCACGAGACAGUGGCUGCCGUCAUGAAACACCGCUUCUUCUCGCGUCACCGACGGGCCAAGCGCUCACGGCAGCCACUUCAGCAGCCACGGAUGCUCCUGCCCGGCUCCUCCAGCGACGACGACAGCUCCUCUGCGUGACUGACGGCCUCGCCCGGCCUGGCCUGCCUGGAGGGACCGCCAGCCCCGAGCCCACCAGCCAAGGGGGCUUGGGACUCACCCUCUGCCUUCUUUUUUUCCUUACUCAAUAAAAUAUAUUUUCCUACGUA
Molecule: messenger RNA, 1137 nt
Organism: Crotalus tigris (Tiger rattlesnake)
Lineage: Eukaryota; Metazoa; Chordata; Lepidosauria; Squamata; Viperidae
Gene: TP53I13
Product: tumor protein p53 inducible protein 13
Exons: 4
Coding region: 92-1009 (305 amino acids)
Cellular component (GO): cytoplasm
Source: RefSeq, a predicted model, not a curated record